AUGCUGCGCUCAUCGGGGGCCAAGACCACUCUUGUUGACUGUCUGCUCAAGCAAUCCGGAACCAAUCUUGGAGACCAGCAGGGCGUCACCCGUGUCAUGGACUCGAACGCUCUGGAAAAGGAACGAGGCAUCACCAUCCUGUCCAAGUGCACUAGCAUCAAGUACAAGGACCAUCGCAUCAACAUCGUCGACACUCCUGGCCACGCUGAUUUUGGCGGAGAGGUCGAGCGUGUCCUUUCCAUGGUCGAUGGUGUGGCCCUUGUUGUCGAUGCCACCGAGGGGCCGAUGACCCAGACUCGAUUUGUCUUGUCCAAGGCACUGAAGCACGGUCUGCGUCCCGUGGUUGUCAUCAACAAAGCCGACCGUCCGACCUCGCGGAUUCCCGAGGUCGAAACCGAUUUGAUGGAUCUGUUCUUCAAUCUGGAAGCCACCGAGGAGCAGCUCGAGUACCAGACAGUCUAUGCCUCGGCCAAGGAGGGCUGGGCCACCGGCGACAUGGACAACAUUCACAAGCCCGAGCUUCGAAAGGACAUGAGCCCACUCUUUGACAUGAUCCUGCACAAUGUGCCCCACCCCAAAGUCGACCGCGCAGAGUCGUUCUCGCUCCUCGUCACGCAACUGGACCACGACGACUACGUCGGAAAGCUGUACCUCGGCAAGAUUCAGAGCGGCAUUCUCAGGGUUAACGAUGAAAUCCAGGCCUUGAACCCGGACGGCACCGUGACCGACUCGGGACGGUGUGUCAAGCUCUUUGUCCAAGACGGUCUGAAGCGUGUGCCUGUGGAGGCUGCUGGCGCCGGCGACAUUGUUCUGAUUGCGGGUCUCAAGAACGCCACCGUCAACACCACCAUGUGCUCUCUCCAGAUCACGGAGCCGAUCCCGUCCACACCGAUCGAUCCCCCGACUGUGGCCAUGAACUUCUCUGUCAACGAUUCGCCCCUGGGAGGACAAGAAGGCACCCGUCUGACCUCCAACCUGAUUCGUGAGCGGCUCCUCAAGGAGGCCGAGACAAACGUCGCGCUGCGUGUCGGCCCAAGUGCCGAGAACCCCGAGAUCUUUGAGGUCUCUGGCCGUGGCGAACUGCAGCUCGGCGUUCUUGUGGAGACCAUGCGUCGCGAAGGGUUUGAAAUGUCCAUCUCUGCCCCGAGAGUGCUCCUCAAGCCCGAUCCCGAUGACCCCAAGCAAAUGUACGAGCCCAUCGAAGAGGCCAUCAUCGACGUGGAUCCCAAGUUUGCAGGCACCAUCAUCGAGAAGAUGAGUCAGCGCAAGGCCGAGCUGAAGCUCUACACCGAUAUCGGCGAUAAGACCCGACUGGUGUUCCGAGUCCCUGCGCGUGGCCUGAUGGGCUUUGCGUCCGAGUUCCGAAACGACACCCAUGGCGAAGGCGUCUUGACCCAUUCGUUCCUCGAGUACGAGCCCUACAAAGGGCCCAUGGGCAAGAUUCGCAAGGGUGCCCUUGUGUCUGUUGGUGAUGGCGAGGCAACUAACGAUGCUAUUGAGCGGCUGCAGUCUCGUGGCAUUUUCUUCAUCUCCCCUGGCGACAUCGUCUACAGCGGCAUGGUUGUGGGCGAGAAUGCCAAGGAAGGCGACAUGCCUGUGAACCCCGUCAAGGCCAAGGUGGUUUCGAACGUCCGCAGCAGCGGCAAAGAGGAGACCAUCAAGCUCGUUCCCCCGAGACUGAUGACUCUCGAAGAGUGCAUGUCGUAUGUGGCCGACGACGAAGUCAUCGAAGUGACUCCGACCCGAGUGCGUCUCCGCAAGAGACCGCAGGACAAGGGCAAGAGAAAGUGA
Polychytrium aggregatum is the source of this 1791-nucleotide messenger RNA. RefSeq names its product P-loop containing nucleoside triphosphate hydrolase protein. The coding region runs from base 1 to 1791 and encodes 596 amino acids. NCBI's taxonomy places the organism in Eukaryota, Fungi, Chytridiomycota, Chytridiomycetes, Polychytriales. The record is from RefSeq and is a predicted model, not a curated record. Gene Ontology annotation, cellular component: cytosol; ribonucleoprotein complex. Gene Ontology annotation, molecular function: GTPase activity; GTP binding. The transcript has 6 exons.